GGAUAGAGCGAACAAAAAGGUCUCGAUCAAUCUUGUGCGGUGCGAGACGAUGCAAGCGCUUCUACUCGACAAUGGCGGCCUCCGCUCUCUUCCUCCCAACCUUACCCCCGCUGAAACUUCUAUCCACGGAAAAAAGAUUGCAGAUUUUUCUCUGCACUUCCCUCCCCGCGUAGGACAACUCCAAUGGCCGAAUUCAGCCAUCAUCAGAUCCGAAGGAAGCAGAAGAAAGCGUCCUCAGCAACGCAGCGUGUCCUCGAAUAAACCCAGAGGAGGAGGAGGAGACGAUGAGUUGAAGCGGAGAUCCAAAUCCCCUGAUAACGACGAGAUACUUGCAUUGUUUAGGAGGAUUCAAUCUUCCAUCUCGAAGGAAGGAGAAGCUAAAGUUCCGAGAAGAAGAAGGCGUGGGAUUGCUGAUUCAGUUUCUCCAGAAAGUAGAAAAUCCAGAGAAAGCGGGAAAGAGCAGGGAGGAAGGGGAAGCGGAUUAGAAGAUGCUGCUGCGUUGGAGAAUUCAAAAAUUCAGAGACCUUUGUCGAAAUUUGUUAGGAGGUCACCUAUUCCUGUGGCAUCGCCAGCUGAAGAUAAGGGUUUGUUUAAGAAGGAAGAUGAGGGGGAGAGGGAACAGGAAGUGAAGGAGGUAGAAGAAAAGAGGGCUGGUUCUGAGGUGUCUGAAAUGCAGAAGAUUGAUGAAAUGAAGCUUUCUGAGCUGAAAGGGCUUGCAAGGGGAGAAGGGAUUAAGGGUAUUUCAAAACUUAAGAAAGGUGAGCUGUUGCAAUUGCUGAAGGAGAGGCUGAAAACUGCUGCUUGAUUAAAUUGGGUUGUUGAAGAAAUUGCGGUGAACUCAUUUGUUGGAAAAUUUUAAUGUGUUGUUGGUGAAUGAUACUAGAGUUUUGUUUUGUUGAUCAAGGAGAAACUUUUGUUGAGCUCAUUAUUGUUUUACCUUUGAUGCCAUGAGAGGUUAUUUUCUACAUCCCCAUUGAUUUUUAAAUUAUAGUAUAGAUGAACUAACUUUUGGACUUUUUGG
Molecule: messenger RNA, 1021 nt
Organism: Phalaenopsis equestris
Lineage: Eukaryota; Viridiplantae; Streptophyta; Magnoliopsida; Asparagales; Orchidaceae
Exons: 3
Coding region: 50-805 (251 amino acids)
Source: RefSeq, a predicted model, not a curated record